UCAUAAUACAAGUUCCAGGAGAGUGCUACCUAAGCUGACAGUCCUGAAUCACCCUCAAGGCUGAGUCUGCCGGCUCAAGGAGCCGGACUGUGAGAAUGGUGAAAGAUGAGCUGGUUUUCUUUGUGAAUGGCAAGAAGGUGGUGGAGAAGAUUGCAGACCCAGAAACAACACUGUUGGUUUACCUUCGUAGAAAAUUGGGUUUGAAGGGGACCAAGCUCGGCUGUGGAGCGGGAGGCUGUGGGGCCUGCACUGUGAUGCUGUCCAGGUUUGACCGGCUACAGAACAAAAUUGUCCACUCCUCUGCCAAUGCUUGCCUCAUCCCCAUCUGUGCCCUGCACCAUGUCGCCGUGACGACUGUAGAAGGGAUCGGAAGUACCAAGACGAGGCUGCAUCCUGUGCAGGAGAGGAUUUCCAAAAGCCAUGGCUCCCAAUGUGGAUUCUGCACCCCUGGUAUCGUCAUGAGCAUGUACACUCUGCUCCGGAACAACCCUGAGCCUUCCAUGGAGGAGAUCAAGAACACGUUCAGAGGAAACUACUGUCGCUGCACAGGAUAUAGACCCAUCCUGGAGGGCUUCAGGACUUUUGCUAAAGAUGUGGGAUGCUGUGAGGGAAAGGGGAAGAAACCAAACUGCUGCCUGAACAAACAGGAAGACAAUUCGGUCACACUCUUGCAGUCCCUGUUCAAUCCUGAGGAAUUUGUGCCCUUAGAUCCCACUCAGGAGCCCAUCUUCCCACCGGAGCUUCUGCAGCUCAAAAAUGCCCCUCGGAGGCAGCUUUGUUUCCAGGGGGAGCGUGUGAGGUGGAUCCAGGUAGCCACCCUGAAGGAGCUGCUGGACCUCAAAGCUCAGCACCCGGAAGCCAUGCUGGUGGUGGGGAACACCAAAGUGGGGAUUGAGAUGAAGUUUGAAAACAAAGUGUACCCAAUCCUAGUUUGUCCGGCCUGGAUCCCUGAGUUGAAUGCUGUGGAGCACGGAACAGAAGGCAUCUCCUUCGGCGCCUCCUGCACCCUGAGUUUCAUGGAAGAGACACUGGCAAGUGCCGUGACCAAGCUCCCCGCCCACAAGACGGAGGUGUUCCAGGGAAUCUUGGAACAGUUACGCUGGUUUUCUGGGAAGCAGAUCAAAUCAGUUGCGUCCAUCGGCGGAAACAUCAUGGCCGCCAGCCCGGCUUCAGACCUCAACCCCUUGUUCAUGGCAAGUGGAGCCCAACUGACAUUGGUGUCCAAAGGAAAGAGAAGAACCAUCCGGAUGGAUCACACCUUCUAUAUGGGCUUUGGAAAGACAAUCCUCACCCCAGAGGAGAUACUCCUCUCUAUCCAGAUCCCCUACAGCAGAGAGGAUGAAUACUUCUCCGCCUUCAAGCAAAUCUCCCGCCAAGAUGUGACCUGUGGAAUGAGAGUCCUGUUCAAACAGGGUACCAUCCAGGUGCAAGAGCUGGAGAUGAGUUUCGGGGGAUUGGGAAAUAGAAUCCUGCAGGCCCCAGAGACCAGCAGAAAGCAGACAGGAAGGGACUGGGACGAGUCGUUGCUGGCGGAUGUGUGCGCUGGGCUGGAGGAGGAGCUCCGCUUGGCUCCCGAUGCGCCGGGUGGAAAGGUGGAGUUCCGGCGCACGCUCACCCUCAGCUUCUUCUUCAAGUUCUACCUCACCGUGCUCCUGAAACUCAACAAGAAGAGUGUGAGAGGGAAGUGUGACAAACUGGACCCCACCUGUUUCAGCGCCACUUCUCACUUUCACAAAGAUCCCCCGGCCAACGUCCAGCUUUUCCAGGAAGUGCCCAGAGGGCAGUCUGAGGAAGACAUGGUGGGCCGGCCCCUGCCCCACCUCGCAGCUGCCAUGCAGGCCUGUGGAGAGGCCGUGUACUGCGAUGACAUCCCCCUGUAUUCCAAUGAACUCUAUCUGUGGCUGGUGACCAGCACCAAGGCCCACGCCAGGAUCAAAUCAAUCGAUACAUCGGAAGCCCAGAAUGUCCCCGGAUUUGAGUGCUUCCUCUCGGCCGACGAUAUUCCUGGAAGUAACAUCACUGGGCUGUUCAGUGAUGAAACAGUCUUUGCUAAGGAUGAGGUCACUUGCAUCGGGCACAUCAUCGGAGCUGUGGUGGCCGACACCCCUGAGCACGCCCAGAGAGCUGCUAGAGCUGUGAAGAUCGCCUACGAGGAGCUCCCUGCAAUCAUCUCGAUUGAGGAUUCCCUGAAGGAAAAGUCAUUUCAUAAUGAUAGCUUUCUGCUGAAGAUUGAGAAAGGAGACCUCCAGAAGGGAUUUGCUGAUGCUGAGCACAUCCUCGAAGGAGAGGUCUACAUAGGUGGACAGGAGCACUUCUAUCUGGAGACACACUGCACCAUUGCGAUCCCAAAAGGAGAAGCAGGAGAGAUAGAGCUCUUCGUGUCCACCCAGAACAUAAGUGUGACCCAGUGUUAUGUUUCCAAAGUCUUGGGUGUCCCACCAAACCGGAUUUUAGUUCAUGUGAAGAGACUGGGAGGAGGUUUUGGAGGAAAGGAGUCCAGAACCACUAUAUUAUCCACAGUGGUGGCCGUCGCCGCACACAAGACCGGCCGGCCCGUACGCUGCAUGCUGGACCGAGAUGAAGACAUGCUGGUGACGGGCGGAAGGCAUCCCUUCAUGGCCCGCUAUAAGGUUGGCUUCCUGAAGAAUGGGAAAGUGGUGGCUUUGGAAGUUGAAUUCUACAGCAAUGCGGGAAACAGCAUAGAUCUCUCGAUGGGUAUUAUGGAGACAGCUUUAUUCAACAUGGACAACUGCUAUAAAAUCCCCAACAUCCGGGGCACCGGAAAACUUUGCAAGACCAACCUGCCCUCCAACACGGCCUUCCGGGGCUUCGGGGCUCCUCAGGGAAUGUUCAUCGCUGAGUCCUGGAUGAGUAAAAUUGCUGUGAAGUGUGGCCGCCCACCUGAGGAAGUGCGGAGGCUGAACAUGUACGAGGAUGGGGACCUGACUCACUUCAAUCAGAAACUGGAGGGGUUCAUGGUGCCUCGGUGCUGGUCCGAGUGCCUGGAGAACUCCCAGUACCAUGCCAGGAGGAAGGAGAUCGAGACGUUUAACAGAGAGAACACCUGGAAGAAGAGGGGAUUGGCCAUAAUUCCCACCAAGUUUUCAAUAGGUAUUAGAAUCUCAUUCCUGAACCAGGCUGGGGCCCUGGUGCACGUGUACACAGAUGGCUCUGUGCUGCUCACCCAUGGGGGGAUUGAGAUGGGCCAAGGCCUGCACACCAAGAUGAUCCAAGUGGCCAGCAGAGUCCUGGGAAUCCCGAUAUCCAAAAUCUACAUCAGCGAGACGAGCACCAACACAGUGCCCAACACUUCUGCAACAUCCGCCUCCCUUGGCACAGACCUUAACGGGAUGGCUGUUUUAGAGACAUGACCAUUAGUUCUUUUUGCUCAUCAUUGUAAAAUCUCACUGUAUCCUUUCUCUCUGCUCAGUACCCCUAACCUGGGCUAUGAUUUUGAGACCAACUCGGGAAAUCCCUUCAAUUACUUCUGCUAUGGGGUGGCGUGUUCUGAGGUGGAGAUUGACUGCUUGACAGGUGACUACCAGAACAUUCGCACAGACAUCGUCAUGGAUGUCGGCACCAGUCUGAAUCCAGCAAUAGAUAUUGGUCAGGUGGAGGGAGCAUUUGUUCAGGGCCUUGGGCUCUUCACCCUGGAGGAGCUGCAUUAUUCCCCUGAGGGGAAACUGCUGACCCGAGGACUCGAUUCCUACAAAAUCCCUGCUUGUGGCGACAUCCCCACCAAGUUCCAUGUGACUCUGCUCCGAGACUGCCCCAACCAGAAAGCCAUCUUCUCAUCCAAGGCUGUCGGAGAGCCUCCCCUCUUUCUCUCCGCCUCAAUCUUCUUCGCCAUCAAGGAUGCCAUCGGUGCAGCCCGAGCCCAGGGAUCAGAGAGCCAACUGGACCCGCUUUUCCAACUGGACAGCCUGGCCACUCCGGAGAGGAUCCGCAAUGCCUGCGUGGACCGGUUCACUAAGCUGUGUGGUACUGAGGUGCCGGCAAACUUUAAGCCGUGGUGUAAGAGAGUAUGAAGAGAAAGAAAGUCAUGUGAAGAAUCAUGCUGUGCUGAGAGUGCUUCCGCGAGUCCCCGACCCAAGCUUCUACCCAGGACCACUCCUAUGAUUGAUAUGUCACAUUCUCUGUUUGAGGAAAUUGUAUGUGUGGGAAGAUUUAAUCCAGCAAUGAGGGACUAUAAUUAUAAACAAAUUAAGAACUUUUCCCGAUAA
Ornithorhynchus anatinus (platypus) is the source of this 4223-nucleotide messenger RNA. RefSeq names its product xanthine dehydrogenase/oxidase-like. The transcript is spliced from 34 exons. Gene Ontology annotation, molecular function: iron ion binding; FAD binding; 2 iron, 2 sulfur cluster binding. The record is from RefSeq and is a predicted model, not a curated record. NCBI's taxonomy places the organism in Eukaryota, Metazoa, Chordata, Mammalia, Monotremata, Ornithorhynchidae.